Topomyia yanbarensis is the source of this 849-nucleotide messenger RNA. RefSeq lists its product as uncharacterized. NCBI's taxonomy places the organism in Eukaryota, Metazoa, Arthropoda, Insecta, Diptera, Culicidae. The record is from RefSeq and is a predicted model, not a curated record. The coding region runs from base 1 to 849 and encodes 282 amino acids. The transcript is spliced from 2 exons.
AUGGAUAGCAACGACCAGCAACAACCGUUUUCCGGCCAGCAAACGUCGGUCAAUGGUCAUCUUGGUGGUACGGUAUUCCUCGGCCAACAAAUGCCGUUUAACUUACCUCCAUCAGGAGCCACGGGAAAUGCCGUUGACUUUUUGGAAUGGGCGGCGCCAAUCGUGAUUGUCCGCAAAGCAGGUGGUGCCAUCAGAAUCUGCGGAGAUUAUUCAACAGGUCUCAACUCUCUGCAGCCACAUCAGUACCCGCUCCCACUUCCGGAAGACAUUUUUGCCAAGCUGGCCAACUGUAAAGUGUUCAGUCAAACUGAUCUUUCGGAUGCUUUUCUACAAGUAGAGGUCGAUGAACAGUCCCGCCAUCUUCUUACAAUUAAUACCCAUCGUGGGCUGUAUCAUUACAAUCGUCUCCCUCCGGAUGUGAAAAUCGCACCUGGUGCCUUCCAGCAGCUCAUAGACACGAUGUUGGCCGGUCUUAAAGGAACUUGCGGCUACUUAGACGACGUCGUGGUCGGUGGCGAAACCGAAAAAGAACAUGAUUGCAACCUCAAGGCAGUGCUACAGCGCAUCCAAGAAUUUGGAUUCACCAUCCGUGCUGAAAAAUGCUCUUUCGGCAAGGACCAGAUUCCCUAUUUGGGUCACAUCAUCGACAGCCGUGGACUGCGGCCUGAUCCAGGAAAAAUCGAGGCAAUUAUUAAGCUACCGCCUCCCACAGAUGUUUCUGGCGUUCGUUCCUUUCAUGGCGCGAUAAAUUUUUAUCACAAGUUUGUGCCCAACAUGCGAACACUGCGGUACCCACUCGACAAACUACUGAAGGCAGAUUCCAAGUUCGAAGUGCCAGCAGGCAUUUGA